CGUAUUUAAAAACCAUACCCAGUUAAAGACAAUGUUAGAUUUGUAAACCGCUUUCUGUACUUGCAAAAUCAUUAGAUAGGCUGAUAAAACAUUUCAAAAUAAUUUUCAAUUGUCAAUUUUACUUUGAAGGAUGGUUUGCUAGUAUAUAAUUUACGGAAAAAUAUAAAUACAUUUUGGAUAAAACUUUAGAUCCGACUAAAAGAAAGUCAGAAAGUCAGUGCAGUUUGACAAGCAAACUGACUGCAAUUACGGUCGGCACAAUGAGGUCAGCUGUAGCCUUCACAUUCGUUCUACUGUUGAUGUAUUUGUCCGGUAAUUCAUACUGUGCGACAUACGACGAUUCUGUGAACUUGAUGGAUAAAGUGCUAGAUGGGUACGACGCUCGGCAGCGCCCUGUUUUAGAUCAAUCACAUGGCAUCGUCGUUUCGAUGGGGUUUUACUUGCUAACGAUUCAAGACUUCGACGAGGUGGCGGAAAAGUUUUCUGCAUACGGUCUUCUGUAUAUGACAUGGAGUGAUCAAGUGAUCACUUGGGAUCCCAAAGAUUAUGGAGACGCACAUUCGGCGCUGUUCAAGUUAUCAGAUGUAUGGUAUCCGAAACUUGUACUUACAAAUCCGUAUUCAAAACUGUCUGAUCUCGGAGAUGAUUGGAUGAUUGUUCGCAUAUAUAAUUCCGGAUACACAUCAUUUGUGCCCGGUGCAGUGUUUGAUGCCUCAUGCAGUGUUGACGUCACUUACUACCCAUUUGAUACACAGACGUGUUCGUUGGCUUUCAAUACGUGGGGAUAUGUUGGAACGGAAGUGUACUUGAUUCCUUUUAUGGAGGAGGUGGACACUACCCACUUUACUAAGAACGGGGAGUGGACCCUGAACUCAACCAGUGUAACCAGAAUUCCUGGCGGUCUUUAUACGUCGGACACGAUUUAUUUUAAUUUUUCAAUAAAACGCAAGCCCAUGUUCCUUAUUAUUAACGUGAUUCUCCCAAUCAUCUUCAUGGCCGUAAUAAAUAUGCUAGUAUUUUUGUUACCCGCUGAAUCGGGAGAGAGAGUUUCUUAUUCCGUCACCGUUCUGCUUGCUCUUGCGGUCUUUAUGACUCUUGUUGGAGACAAUUUACCGAAAACGUCAGAACCAAUGCCAGUACUAAGCUACUAUCUUAUGAUUCUACUGGCUCUCAGCACGCUUAUGACGGUGACAACUAUAUUAAAUUUGAGACUGUGCUUCAAGAAAGGCCAAGUACCAGCUUGUGUGCGAAGUUUGUAUAGAAUUUUGUACUGCUUCCCGUGCAGAUUCCGGAAGAAGAAAUUUCUCAAAAUCAAUCAAGUAUACCCGAUCGACGGUAAGAACAAAAACAAAAUUCCAGUUGUAACUGUUGAUAAUUCAGCCAAAGACGAACCAGAAAUUACGUGGCAAGACAUUAGCGUCGCCGUUGACUGGGUUGCUUUGGUAGUUUUCCUUCUUGGAACAAUAAUUGUCAACGCUGUAUUUCUUGUGAUUCUAGCGGAAAAUAAAGAUGUCGCUUUUAACAAAAAUUAGAGGGUUGCAGCAAUGUCAAAACAUAGUUUACGACCUUACCCUUUUGUAAUGAUGUUAAAAGUCUUAUGUAUAAAUCACAUUGAUCUUAAUUGUAGAGUGACCUUUAAUGACCUUUAAAUAACUUAUCAUGUCGUUCAUGACAUUGCUUUACAAUUAUAAAUAAUGCAAAAUAACACGUGACAUCUACAACAUAAAAAUGACUGAUUUUAGAACUAAUUUUCGAUUUCGAAAUUAUUAAACAACUAAGUUGUGUAACAAGAUUGUGCUACAGAAAUUGUACACAUUUUUGAUCACUUUACAUCGUCAGUCAGCUGAUCGUAAGAAUUACCGUGAUUACACUACUGAAAUGAUGUGUUAUAAUUAUUAUGUUCGAAAUGAUUUCAUUUAUAAGUACGCAAGUUAUCUUAAAGUAAGUUAUAAUGAAAUAAAUACUGCGAGUGUUUAUUUUUAUAUAUACAUGUGACUUUGGUCAAAACCCCUAAAUUAUCAGAAGAAAUGAACAUUCAAAAAGUGGAUUAAAAUAACAGAAAAUUAG
This is a messenger RNA of Mercenaria mercenaria, 2067 nucleotides long. Its product is annotated as acetylcholine receptor subunit alpha-like. Gene Ontology annotation, cellular component: neuron projection; membrane; synapse. The transcript is spliced from 2 exons. The coding region runs from base 261 to 1532 and encodes 423 amino acids. Gene Ontology annotation, biological process: signal transduction; chemical synaptic transmission; regulation of membrane potential. Lineage: Eukaryota; Metazoa; Mollusca; Bivalvia; Venerida; Veneridae. The record is from RefSeq and is a predicted model, not a curated record. Gene Ontology annotation, molecular function: transmembrane signaling receptor activity; neurotransmitter receptor activity; extracellular ligand-gated monoatomic ion channel activity.